This is a messenger RNA of Sclerotinia borealis F-4128, 1053 nucleotides long. NCBI's taxonomy places the organism in Eukaryota, Fungi, Ascomycota, Leotiomycetes, Helotiales, Sclerotiniaceae. The record is from the annotation of a GenBank genome assembly.
AUGCCUCAAGAUGUUUCAAGUCGUCUUGGUACCAGGGAAUUGGAGAUUGGCUACACAGAGGCAGUAGAGCGCCAUGCCAACAGACAUGUCGUGGCACCCAAGCCAGUAUCGCAACGCAAACUAGACUUCGAGAAUGCAAGGCCAAGGUGGAUGCGAGAAAUGGCAGCGGAGGCUAUGGGAGUGUUUUUCUUCGUUUAUCCGGGAAUCGCAUCGUCUGCAUCAUUUUUUCUCAACCCUGGUGAUCCAGCGUUUGGAUCAAUUUUCCAAAUUGGCUGGGCCUUUGCUAUUGGUAUUGCAUUCGCUAUCAUAAUUUGUGGAAGUACUUCGGGAGGUCAUUUCAAUGCAGCAGUAACGAUCUCUUGUGCCUUCCCUUGGAAAAAGGUUCCUCAAUAUAUCUUCGCCCAAGUUUUCGGUUCUUUUAUGGCAGCCAUGCUGCUCGUCGGACAAUACUACCCACAAUUGACAGCACUUGCUGCAGAGUAUCGUGCUAAGGGCCUGAGUCUGAAUUCGCCAGGCGGACCAGGGAGUAUUCUCUGCUCAUUUCCUGGAGCGACCGAAUCACAUGGAUAUAUGUUCUUUAUUGAAUUCUUUGCCGAUGUCUUCGUAGGAAUUGUGAUUUGGGCUUGCCUCGACCCCAUGAACCCGUUCGUAUCUGCAGCUUCCGUACCAUGGGUUAUUGGAUUAGGCUAUGCGACGAUGAUUUGGGGUUUUGCAGAUGUGACGAUAGAGCUUAAUUCAUCUCGCGAUUUAGGAGCCCGUAUCGUUGCAGCCAUAUUCUUCGGAGGGGAUGCUUUCCCUGUCUAUUCAUUGAUACCCAUUUUCACAAGUAUACCUGCCAUGCUUUUUGGAACCGCAUUGUAUGAGAUGAUACAACGAGAUAGCUUUGGAGUUAUCGCUAAGGGCCAUAAUGUGCAUGAGAAAGGAGAAGAGGGCAUCAUGAAACAUUUAUCCAAGAACGGUGCGCUUAGUGAAAGUAACAACAGCUCGGGAAGGAGUACCGGUACAGACAGUGAAGAAUGGGAGAAUGGUAGAAAGAUUGAUUCUGCUGUAUGA